GCUGAGGCGAAUGAAUGUGUACAUGCCAACCAAUUUCUGCUGUCCAGGCUCGUUGUUCGUUUUUAAAGAGAAAAGACGUCAAGUGGAGAAACGCAACCACAAAACCAGCAGCUCCCCCUUAAACAGUCUGCCUCUACUCUAGCUCACAAAUGAAGACAAAUGUUCUCAAAACAACCUCAUGCAUGAAGGAUUUUUUGUUUUUUAGAACAGGCAUGGAAAAUGAUGGAUCUGGAGAAAACACAGAUGAGCUGCUCUCUGCAGAUGUGGAUGAUGAUGUUGAUGUCUACGGUCUCAUACCUCUGUCUCAUGAUUGCUGUGAUGUGCUUCUGGACACCAUUGACAGUCAGCUGAGUCACCUACAGAUCCACAAGCAAGUGCAUGAAGAAAGAUAUGAGUGUCCUAUUUUGAGCUGUCUAGACGGGAAUCAGUCUGUAAGUAAAGACACAGGCUUGGGGAGCAGCACUUUUCCAACUAAUGAAAAAACACCAUCCACUCCUGACUGGACUCGCUCAGAAGUCAGUGAUGAACAUGUAGACCACCAGUCAAUGAGGAAAACUGGAGCCACAGUUACAGAAGUGUGGUUACAGAAUCCUGAAGGAGAUCCAUCCAGCUUGAGCUCAAUGUCCAGGGUAGAGCAGUGUCGUUGGAGGCUCGAGAAGCUUCUUGGAAGAAAUACAGAGGUGGCAGGAAUAGGAAAUGAGGAGGACGACUUCACGAUGAACAGCGUCUGUACUGAGGACUUCUCAACACGCUUUAGAGAUGAAAUGCUAGUCCUGCCAACCUCAGCUCCAGAUGCUCUCACCAGUGUGGAGCAAUCGGGGAAACUACAGCAUCAGUCCAGAACACCAGUGAGACACCUGGCAGGAAUUCCCAUGCAGAGUUUUGAUUCAGUCACUAUCGACACUGAUCUGGACACCGUGUGCUCAGAACAGGUUCGACAGCACCUGAAGUCUGCACUCGGCAACAGGACAGCUUUUCGUCUUAGCCGAGAAAAUGAAUACUGUACAGGACAAACCAUCCAAAACAAUGGUCAACCCUUCAGCUCUGAUGAUGAGAGAACUGUUGAGGAGACGAGCAGUGAAGGUGCCAAAUCAAAGCUUUUCUACAGAAGGAGACAUUCAUCUGGCAGAAAGGGGAAGAGAAAUUUAUACAAGAGUCGAAGGAACGAGCCCCACAUUGGCACAGAAAAAACAUUGGACAAGAGCAGAAAUGAUGGCAAUCCGCUAAGAGAGCUGAGGAUUUCAAUUGCUGAGCUUCAACAGCAAAAAACAGGUAUGCUUCAUACUCUGCAGAAGCUGAGAGAGGAAGUGGAUCAAUCUAAAAGAGAGCAUCUCUCUGUACAGCUCAGUGUGAAGGACAGCAGAGCACAGGUCCAGAACAUCAUGAGUGAGCUACACAGACUGCAGGCCCAGAGGGACUUAUGUUUGGAGGAGGUCAGGGUUCUGCAAGGGCAAAAGUGUGUAAGCCGCAGCGUGUCUGUUCUGGAGAGGGAAGAGAUGGACAGACUGCUGGAAAAUGCCAAAUCUGAGUUGUUCUCAGAACAAAGGCGUUUCAGGAACACACUCGACUCUAUGCAGGAGAGGCUGGAUGAGGUGAAUCAGGAGCUGGAGCAGAGAGAGGAGGACAGCAGGAGCCUCCAGGAGAAAUACAGUGAGCUCGAGAAGCAGCUGCUUCAUGCCAUCAGAGAAAAAGAACAGAUAAAACUGGCCUCACAGAAGCAUCUAGAUCAUCAAAUAAAGCGUUUUGGGGCACUGGAGAGAAUUGUUGCCCAAAAGGAAUUGCUUUUGCAAGGGACGCAAGAAGCGAAGGAAGGCCUUCUUCUGGAGCUCUGUUCACUGAGAGAGGCACACAGCUUAAACCUGAGAGAAAUGCAGAACAGAUCUAAAAAAGACAUGGAGCAAGAGAUUGAGAAACUGACAUUGCAGUUAACCAAAAGCCAUAAAGAGGAGCUUCAGAAUGUGUGUAAGCAGGCGGAUGAUUUGAGGUCAGCUUCUCUCAGUGACCAAGCUCAGAUUCACAAACAAAGCCUGGACUCCUUACACAACUGCAUCAAGAUGAAAGAUGAGGAGGUGAAGCAACUAAAAGAGGCUCUAAAGCAGAGCGAAGAGAAGAUGAGAAGGCAACAAGAGGAAUUCAGAAGAGAGACUGAGGAAAAGAUUGUAAAGGCUGCGAGUCGAGAGCAAAGGAAGUGUGAGGAACAGAGAGAGAAGGCUCUCCAAGAGCAGCGUCACACUCUGGAGCAGAAAACAGAGGAUGCAGUUAGGAAAUGGAGAACAGAAUUGGACAAAGAGAGAAGAAACACUCUGGCAUUACAAAGUAAACUGACUGAACUUCAGAAGGAGGCAGAGAAGGAGGCUGUGUGUCUUAAGCAAACUUUGCUGAGCUCUGAAAAGGAGCUUCAGGAGCUCAGGACAGCACUCAGAGAGAGAGAGCAAAAACAGCAGAGGAGAACUGCCAGACAUGAGCAGCAGAGCAGACGCUGGGCUCAAGACAUACACGCUGAGUGUGUUCACUUGCAGGAGCUGCUGAAACACCACGGCCUGAUUGUGGAAACUGAAGGCUCACACUCAUCAGACAGUUCUACAGUGAGUUCAGCUCUUCAGAUGCUGCAGUCCCUCACAAAGUCCCUACAGCAGUAUAUCAAUGAUCUAAAAACUGAGCUCAGUACACAGAGACGCGCUGCACUGCAGAUGAGCCGAGAAAAGGAGCAAGAGCUGCGUGUACAGAAAGAGCAGCUGAUGGAGGAAAAGGAAAGAGCGCUGGCUGCUCUGAAAGAGAAGCUCAUACAGGCGCAUGUUGAGGAGAUGAGCAGUCUAUCUCGUGGUCAGCUGCUCAUGAAGAAUGAUGAAGAUGUGGAUGGACAGUGUGUUCAUCUGCGCAGACAGCUGAAAGCUAAAGAUGAGGAGCUCAGACAGGUGCACAACAGCAUGGCUCAGUGGAAAGACAAAACCACCGCCAGAAUCGCACACAAGUUUGAACUGGAGCUCAAUGCAGAACUGGAGAGGAGGCUCCCGACGUCCAAAGCAGAGCAGCAGAAGAGAUUGGAGAGACUGGAGAAUGAGAUGAGACAUCUGACUGCUCAAUGCCGAGACCACAACAUAUCCCAGUUGACCUCAGCCGCUGUUCAGGGUGUCCCAGACAUACAAAACUCCAGAGUCACUGAAGACCUGAGCUCUUAUAAACUGCUGCGACACCUCCAGAGUCGCAUUCAGCUCCUCCAGGCAGAGAGUCAGAGCCGCUGCUCCAGUCCAAUGAAGCGGGACAGGGAGAACACUGACCUGGGCGGAUCUUACUUAGACAUGAUUGCUUCAUCCCAGGAAACCAAAAAAACAGAAGAUUACCUACCAGCAAAGAGCAUCUCCUGCUAACAUUUACUUUCAACUCUCUUUUCCUACAAUUUGUUCACCAGGUUGUUCGUUUUUUUUAUAAGGAAAACAGAAAAUUGCUUCUCCUCCAUGGAGCUCAGGUGGAAUGUUCAAGUUCUGAAUGGGCAGAAUUGACCACUUCACUGUAGGCUCAUGUUUCAUUUAGGCCUGCUUUAAUCAAAGAAUGAACUGUAAUAGCAAUUGGCUUUUAAAAUGGACUUUAGUUGUGUUUGUGUUUAGGGCUAGGCAGUUAAUCAAAAUCAAUGGCAAAGCUGCAUUUGUCAUGCACAUCUUGUCAUUGAAGCAUGGUAUUGUCCAAAGCCAGAGGGUGCUCUCACAUGGAAACAACAAACAGCCAUGAAAGAGAAAAACAGGAAAUCCCAAUUUAACUGCUUUCAUUGAUUCAGCAUGACUAAUAAUCACAUGGCUAUGUAAUCAUAAUUUAUUUACUACUACAAAAGCUCUUUUAUGCCCUUCACUCGCUAACUUCCUUUAGUCUCGCUGACUCAGAUGAACGUCAUUGAUUACUUUACACUAGUGUCCACUAUAGGCGGAACAUCUGAAUGGGUUUAAACGCACUGUCCUAAACCUUCCAGCACUUAAAAUCUAAGAUGAAAACCACAGUGAAAGCUGAUGUUGCGAUGUCACAAACGCAUUGCAUUGUGAAACAUACACUACCUGACAUAAGUCUUGUCGCUUAUCCAAGUUUUAGGAACAACAAAUAAUAACUUGACUUCUAGUUGAUCAUUUCAUAUUUGAUUAGG
Messenger RNA from Danio rerio (zebrafish), 4129 nucleotides. Lineage: Eukaryota; Metazoa; Chordata; Actinopteri; Cypriniformes; Danionidae. The record is from RefSeq and is a predicted model, not a curated record.